This is a messenger RNA of Glycine soja, 789 nucleotides long. Its product is annotated as QWRF motif-containing protein 3-like. The transcript is spliced from 6 exons. The coding region runs from base 1 to 789 and encodes 262 amino acids. Gene Ontology annotation, molecular function: microtubule binding. NCBI's taxonomy places the organism in Eukaryota, Viridiplantae, Streptophyta, Magnoliopsida, Fabales, Fabaceae. Gene Ontology annotation, cellular component: cytoplasm; centrosome; nuclear microtubule. The record is from RefSeq and is a predicted model, not a curated record. Gene Ontology annotation, biological process: centrosome cycle; spindle assembly.
AUGGCAACAAGAGGGGGAGGCUCUGAUGAUUCAUGGGUGGCGAAGACCCACAAAGCGAUGAAGAAGGCUAACAAUUCGGUUAUUGGUUACGUGACUUCCAAGUCUCACUGGCCAUUGCCUCAUGGCCACAUAAGCUUGAGGCCUCAACACAAGAGUGUGGAGAAGAUUAUGAGCAUGGGUUUUGAUCUCUUUAGGCAUAAGAAACCUUCAAACGACGAGGUGGUUCAUGAGUUGCGUCUGCUUGAUAACCGUUUGACCCAAUGGCGGUUUGCAAAUGCCAGAGCUCAUGUUGUGAAUCAUAGAAUGUCUCUUCUGGCUAAGGGAAAUUUGAUAGGUGCUUUGGAUGGUCUAGCCAAUUUGAGAUAUUCAGUGGUGCUAUUGAAGAUAGAGUUUGAGAGAGAAAAGCUUGAGCUGAAGCUAGAUGAUGUAAUACAUUCUCAAAUGAAGCUAUUGCAAGUGUGGGGAAGUAUAGAAAGGCGACAUGUAACCGCAAUUACAAUAAUAUACGAGUGCUUGUAUGCUGUUGCAUGUAGACUUCAUCUUUUGGAUGGUGCAAUGGAUAUAGAAUUAGCAUCCAUUGCUCAAAGUCAUGCAUUGGACCUAACAAAUUCGAUUGAGUCAUUGUUAUCUACUUUUUCACCCUUGGCUGAUGAGACUGCUGAGCUAUUAUCAGAAUUAGCAGAAGUUGUUACACAAGAGAGGUUCCUCUUAGAGGAAUUCGAUGAUAUCUUCCACACCAUACGUGUUCUAGAGGGUGCUUUUGUUUUUGAUGGAACAAAAAAGAAGUAA